AUGCAUCUGUGGGAAUGGGAGCAUUACAUAUUGACUGAUUUUCUUGAUGGCGAAAGAACAGCGGCUUAUAGCGAAUUCGGCUUAUCGAAGGAAGGAGACUUCGUUUUGCUGAAAGCACAUCCCGUUUUGUGCGGGUUGAUGCUUUUCAGGAUGAAUCUUACCCUACAAGGUCUUGGCAUUACGGUUAGUAAUUCAUGGCCGGGAGCGUUAAUACCCAACGUUCUCCAUCUUUAUAAUGCAUGUUUAAGUGAGGGCCUGCUGGACAAACACUGGUAAGCUAAUGUUUCAUAAUACUGUAUUACCCCUUACACCUACUUCCAUACUUUACCAGUCACAAACACUUUCAAUCUUUGAGGCGUUACCACUUCCCUCAAUGCCCAUCGGGCCUAGAAAGCUUCUACUAAUCACGCUUCAGGAGCGAUCUGGAGGCAGUUAUUCUUGCAAAUUCUGCCCAACGAAUCUUCAAUGGGAAUAGCCCGCAGGCCCCUCGAGAAGUAAGUUUUGUUCCCUUAAUCCUCCCAAACAAGAAGUAAGAAUCAGAGAGAUUGCACUACAGUUGUUCUGGGCCUUUCUCAGCUUCUUUAAAAGGCUCUUCAGAUCACGCUUCGCUGCAUCUUACUCUAUUGUUCUCUUUUCUGACUCGUUGUUUGUAUUUAGUAUCUGAGGAGAUACAUGCUUGCGACCGGCAAUUCAGUGACAAUGUUUUCGGCCAAUAGAAGGUUUAAUGAUGCACAGUAUUCGAAAAGAGAACCCCGCCAAAUGUUGAAAGAGUCCGUCAUCGCAGGCAUAUAUUCCAAACAAUUUUUACGCCACUCUGAAGAAAGAGAUGAGAUUCCUAAAAACCCAGUGUUCACCUUGGAAGCCAUUGAGAAACUACUAGAAGCCGCGUCUGUUACGGACACUGAUUACACGAAUGAGACCCUAACCUCUUGCGAAGACGCCUCCGAGACGCCGCUGACGCGAAAACAAGGAGCAAAAACUCUACUUGCAAAAUUCUCAAAGUCCCGAAAACUCACAACCGUUCAGCUUUUGUCUGCCUUGGAAGCCAACAUGCUGAACGAAGCCUUUUCUUUCAAUGUUGACUAUCUAUCACUCCACAUGCGCUGCUAUGAACUACUGCGCACCAUCAAAGAGGAGAUGGAACUCAUCCUUAUCAGCUACUUUGGCGCACUGAGAGAUUACCAGAUACCUUACAUUCCCAGUUACAUAUUGCGAUUUGUGGCUGGGAAGGAACUAGACACGUUUUCACGUCCCACCGAGGGUAAUGGUCGGGGAGAAGUUUUGGCAGCGGUGAGCGCAAUCAUGAUGCGUUUCAUCAAAAGAGAUGGAGAAACGGAAAUUGAAAAAGUGAAAAAUGCCUGUUGUAGUUUCAGCGGCAUUGCGUUCGAAAAACCUUACGUUCCUCUUAAUCUGAACAUGUCAGACCUACAAGCUGCAGUAGAGGCUUUCAACAAACUUCCCCGACAUAAGAUGAUACCAAGCUCGACAGCUGCCUCUCAGAAAUUGAAUCACUGGCAGUCCUCGUUGCGGAUCAUAAGUCGAAGACUCAGUUUCCCUGACCUAAUCUAUUUCAUCAGUCCCAACAACCAUCUGUGGUAUCACGCUGUGCCCAAUUAUAGCAUACGUAUCAGCCGCUUGAAACCCACGGACCAAGUCGAUAUUGUGGUUUUCCUCAUUCUCAAGUCAUUCGUGAAGGGAAUUUUGACAGGGCAGGAUGCACAUCUUCUCCCUUUCGCCCCAUGGACAUGGAGUUGCGAUGAUACAGCACUCACUCAGGGUAUAAGAAGUAAGCUUAUUGCUCUCGGUGUGCGCAGGGAGUUGUGCUUGGUUAAGAGCGCAUCCGAACAAGAAUGCCAAGAGGCUGACCAUCGCUGGAAUACUGAGAAGACGCUUGUAUUGAAUCCGAUGAUGUAG
Messenger RNA from Hymenoscyphus albidus, 1914 nucleotides. The record is from the annotation of a GenBank genome assembly. NCBI's taxonomy places the organism in Eukaryota, Fungi, Ascomycota, Leotiomycetes, Helotiales, Helotiaceae.